CGAAAACGAUCAUCCAACUUGCAUUUUUGCAUCCAUCGGUCUCAUGCUUCCAAUUGGACACCACGAGACUAUCAAAAUAACAUAUAGACACAUAACGUGGCAGAUAUACUGCCACUUUACGUCUACGCGUUUGCGGCUGUGCUCGUGCGUUUUGACUGGCGCUCCAGUAAGAAAAGAGCUCAAAUCUGGAAGGAUGAUCGGGAGGAGAGGCUGGUAAAAAAACUUGGAGUAGCGUGAAAUCGAUCGUGAUCAAGCAUGACUUUGCUGACAACUCGUACGACUUUUGGAGCGAGUCCGUACGAUCAUCGACUAUACAUUUCGAGGAUUGGAACAAUUGGAGCCCUCAUCAUUUUCCCCUUUUCCUCGCCCUCUCAAAAGUAGUGGUAGUAGUAAAAUAGAACAGUAGAAUCCAUGGCGGCCGCCACCAAUUCGAGCUCCAAUUCACUGCUCAGUGCGCUCGACCGGGAUCCUCGCACUGAUCUCCGCCUUGGGCGAGCUCGGAUCCAGUUCGGUGGCCGAUCGGGGAAGAGGCUGUGCACGACGACGAUCAAAUGCGUCCACGAAGGAGAAGAACACGCGAGGAGAUCCGGAAGAACCAGCGACGUCAAUCGCCGCGAGUUCGUCCUGGGAUCAAUCGGCGGAGGGGCAGCCGCCACACUCCCUGCAGCAGGCGCGCUCGCCAAUCCGGUGGAGCUCGGCAGCAUCUCGUCGUGCUCGCCAGCAGAGCUCCCCCCCGGCGCGACGCCAGUGAAUUGCUGCCCGCCGCCAAACUCCAGCCCGAUCGUCGACUUCCAGUACAACACCCGCCUUCCGCAGCGCCUCCGCCGCCCCGCCCAUCUCCUCCGCCCGGACGAGAUCGCCCGCUACAACCGCGCCUAUCAGCUCAUGCGCGCUCUCCCGGCCAGCGAUCCCCGCCGCUUCUCCCAGCAGGCCAACGUCCACUGCGCCUACUGCAACGAUUCCUUCCGCCAGGCCAACAGCCGGAGCGAGCUCCAGAUCCACGAUUCGUGGCUCUUCCUCCCCUGGCAUCGCUGGUACCUCUACUUCCACGAGAGGAUUCUGGGCAAGCUCCUGGGCGAUGACACCUUCGCGCUUCCAUUCUGGAAUUGGGACAACCAGGCCGCCGGAUCGCCGCUCGCGAAUGUGAUCCCCUCCGCCUACCUCAAUCAAGCGCCCCUGAUCGAUUCACUGCGCAACCAGCAGCAUCUCCCUCCCCGGCUCGUGGAUCUGAACUACUCCGGCCAGGACAGUGGGCCGAUCCCACCGGAUUCCACCCAGCGCGCCGAGAACAAUGCCCUGAUGUUCCAGCAGAUCGUGAGUGGCUCCAGGACCCCGAGCUUGUUCUUCGGGCAGGCCUACCGCGCUGGCGACGCCAAUGCCCCUGGCGGAGGAACCAUAGAAAACGCCCCCCAUGGCACUGUGCACGUCUGGACUGGCAGCGCCGCGGCGCCCAAUCGCGAGGACAUGGGGACGCUCUACUCCGCCGCCAGGGAUCCGAUCUUCUUCGCGCACCAUGGAAACAUCGAUCGGCUCUGGGUCGUGUGGAAGACGCUGCCCGGCGGGAGGAGGAGAGACCCCACCGACACCGAUUGGCUCGACGCGAAAUUCCUCUUCUACGAUGAGAAUUCGCGGCUCGUCCGCGUGAGAGUCCGCGAUGCGCUCACGACCGAGCAGCUAGGGUAUUCUUACCAGGACACCGGCAAUGCCUGGGCGAGUGCCAGGCCGACGAUCGUCGCCGGGGCGAGAAAUCUCGUCUCCAAUGCCGCGGUGGAUUCUCCUGCCGUGGCCGCUGCCGCUGGCGACGACGACGACGACGGCAUCGAGGAAUUCGGCGAGGCGACGGAGGGCAGGGUCAAGAAACUCGAGGACGUCUUCAAAUCCAAGGUGAAGCGCCCGAUCAAGGAGGACCUCGCCAAGAUCAAGGAGAAGCUGAGGAUCGGCAAGAAGGAAGAGGAGGAGGACGACGAGGAGGAAGAAGUUCUAGUGAUCCAGGGCGUGGAGAUCGACUGCGAUAGGGCGACCAAAUUCGACGUGUACAUCAACCUGCCGGGCGCGGACGAGAACACGUCGUGUAACGUAGCGGAAUAUGCUGGGACGUUCGUCAACGUGCCGCACUUUGGGGACCGCCGCGGCGGGCCUGGUCACAUGAGGACCACGGACCUGCGGCUGGGAAUAUCCGACACGCUGGACCAGCUGGGCAUAAAAGAUGCCAGGAAUAUUGUCGUGACGCUGGUGCCCAGGGGCGUUGGGAGGCUGGACCCUAUCAAGUUUAAAGGCUUCAAGAUCGAGUAUGAGUGAAAAUGAUUUGUUUUAAAUUGUACUGUAUGUUUUGAUUCUGUGGAAUAAUUUUGUGGAGAGCAUUCCUUCUCAAGGAAGGAUGCUUAUAUA
Messenger RNA from Selaginella moellendorffii, 2388 nucleotides. Its product is annotated as polyphenol oxidase I, chloroplastic. Gene Ontology annotation, molecular function: catechol oxidase activity. The transcript has a single exon. The coding region runs from base 412 to 2298 and encodes 628 amino acids. Lineage: Eukaryota; Viridiplantae; Streptophyta; Lycopodiopsida; Selaginellales; Selaginellaceae. The record is from RefSeq and is a predicted model, not a curated record.